Molecule: messenger RNA, 3147 nt
Organism: Schistocerca cancellata (South American locust)
Lineage: Eukaryota; Metazoa; Arthropoda; Insecta; Orthoptera; Acrididae
Gene: KLHL18
Product: kelch-like protein 18
Exons: 10
Coding region: 89-1807 (572 amino acids)
Molecular function (GO): protein binding
Source: RefSeq, a predicted model, not a curated record
GUUCGUAAAUUCGAAUCGUAGCAGCAAUGUUGUAAAUGUAAAUUAAAUUGUGUAUUUUGUUUGAAAAGUGAGGAUAUUGAUAUUAGUGAUGCAGCCCGAAACUGAAAACGAAGAAUGUGUUAUAUUUCAGCAAUUGGACCUAUUUUCUCAAGGGUUUCCUGUUAUGGAAGAAAUUCGGCGGCAGGGUAAAUUAUGCGACGUGACGUUAAAGGUUGAUUCACAGUCCUACAGUGCCCACCGAAUUGUUCUUGCGGCUACAAUUCCCUAUUUCAAUGCGAUGUUUACACAUGAUAUGGUGGAAAGCAAGCAAAGAGAAAUAACUAUUCAAGGAAUUGACUCAUCGGCACUCGAGGCACUGGUUAAUUUUGCAUAUAGUGGAAGAGUUGUCAUUGACAGCAACAAUGUGCAGUCUUUAAUGGUUGGUGCAUCUUUCCUUGCCCUACACAAAGUCAGAGAUGCAUGUGCUGACUUCUUAAAACGGCGGUUUCAUCCAAAUAAUGUUCUGGGUAUAAGAUCAUUUGCAGACACAUUAUGCUGCUCGCCACUUGUUGAAGCUGCAGACAAGUAUGUGCAACAGUAUUUCAAUGAUGUUUCUUUGUGUGAUGAAUUUCUAUCGUUAUCACAGAAUGAACUGAUUGAUAUUGUUAGAAGAGAUGAACUACAUGUUAUUUCAGAGGAACAGGUCUUUGAGGCUGUUAUGAGGUGGGUUAAGAGAGAUCCUGAAGGCCGCAAGAAAAAUUUGCCACAACUUCUUGCCAAAGUUCGUUUACCUCUUUUGCCUCCACACUACUUGGCUGACCGGGUGGCCACAGAAGAAUUAAUCAGAUCGUCUCAUGAAUGUCGUGAUCUUCUGGAUGAAGCAAGAGAUUAUCAUCUUAUGCCUGAGAGGAGAUCUCUUCUGCAAAGUUUUAGAAUAAAGCCACGUUGCUGCAACUAUGUUAUGGGCCACAUAUUUGCUGUUGGUGGUUUAACAAAAACAGGGGAUUCUCUAAGCACUGUUGAAGUAUUUGAUCCAAUUGUUGGCCGUUGGCAGCUAGCUGAAGCCAUGAGUAUGUUGCGUAGUAGAGUGGGUGUUGCUGUGAUGCGCAACAGGCUUUAUGCGUUUGGUGGGUACAAUGGCAGUGAACGAUUAUCCACUGUUGAAGUAUUUGAUCCGCAGAAACGUGUCUGGAAUAAAGUUUCACCAAUGCACUGCAGACGAAGUGCUGUUGGUGCAGCUGCAUUGAAUGACUGCUUAUAUGUUUGUGGAGGCUAUGAUGGUGUUACUUCACUGAAUACUGUGGAGUGUUAUUCCCCAGACAAAGAUGAGUGGACGAUGGUGCCAAAUAUGAUCAGACAUCGCAGCGCUGGCGGUGUAGUUGCAUUUGAGGGCUAUAUAUAUGCUCUUGGUGGUCAUGAUGGUCUCUCAAUAUUUGAUUCGGUGGAGAGGUACGAUCCACGAACUGGGCAGUGGACUUCUGUUUUACCAAUGCUUACCAGGCGUUGUCGGCUUGGAGUAGCAACACUAAAUGGAAAGCUUUAUGUGUGCGGUGGCUAUGAUGGCUCAACAUUUCUGCAGUCAGUGGAAAUGUAUGAUCCCAUUUUGAAUCAGUGGAAGUUUGUUGCACCAAUGAAUGUAAUGCGUAGUCGAGUUGCGUUGGUUGCGAACAUGGGUAAGCUGUGGGCAAUUGGAGGAUACGACGGUGUUUCAAAUUUAUCUACAGUUGAAGUCUAUGACCCAAAUACAGAUUCAUGGUCAUUUGUAGCAUCAAUGUGUGCCCAUGAAGGAGGAGUCGGUGUGGGUGUCAUACCUAUAUGUAAAGACUGACAACUGAGUGUCAAAAUUAUACAGUUAAUUUGUUGAAAUGUUUAUUGUGGAUGGUGAUUGUGGCUUGGCUGACUUUUAUUUCUUCACACACGUUUCAUAACUGUUUUUUUGUAAAUAAUUUAUGUUCUUGUUGCGUUUUAUUUUUUGUUCUAUAUUUAAAGAAAUGUCAUUCUUGAUCUGAUAUGGAUAUUUGCUUUCACAGCGAACGAUCUCAGAUUUCAAAACUGUUAAGAAAUAUAUCUGAAAUAAUAGUCCAGCGAUAAAAUGAAUAUGAUUAUUGUCAUAUUUAAUUGGUUGCAAAUUCUACGUGUGGAUUAAAAGAGUGUGAUUAUAUUGCACGUUUGAUAUGCCAAGAGAAUGAAUGUGAAACAAUUAAAAAUUGAGAUUAUUUUUAAAUGUUUGUUGUUAUUCUUAUUGCCAUGCAAAGUUUGCAUUUUUAAUGAUCAUAUUAUUAUCUACUUAAUAUUUUCUUCUUUUAAGUGGUACUGUGAUAAAACUGUAAAAACCACUCUAAUAGUAAAUUUUAGCAGUUUUUUUAACUGCUACACUAAUAGUACUAAAGGAGGUCUUGAUUAUGGGAUUAUAGUUUGCAGAAUUAAAUUCAUUAAAAUGAUUUAAUUUCUUUGUAAUGGUAAGCUAUAGGGUAAUGUUGUAAAUUAUGCUACUAUUCACUGCUAAUAUGGAACUCAGACUUUCCUAACUUAGUUUUCUGGAAGAGUAUGCUGUUGCGUGGCAUCAUUUCCCAUGUAUUGACAUAAGACCUGCAGAUUCAAGCUGUGGCCAGAAGAAAAUUUUGGCUCUUGUUCUUUACUAAAAUUGAUUACCUUCUGCUGUUUGCAGUUCCACCAUUUACAAGCAAACAUACAAACAAUUAUGAAAAAUAAAAUUAUGCCAUUAUCUGUUGUUUGUAAUUUUCGUUAAUGGGAUUAAGCCAAACUAACUAUACAAGCAGUGUGAUACAGCUGUCUUAUAACAGUCAGUCUGUCUGGUAGUAACAGAAGCACUGUGUUGAUAAUAAGCUGUGGUUCUGAGAUAAACUGUUCUCUCUCAUGAAUUUAGUCAUCAUCAACACUAAUACUGGCCAUUUAUGAACCUCUCAAAUUCAGAAUUUCCUCAGCUAUCUCAUUACGCUUACAAUCACAGAAAUUUCACUACCCCAAUUACAUUCACUUACCACAGCACAUCUUAAGGAGUAUGUUAAGAGAAAUCUGUCACAAUUAUUGAUAACAUUAAUUAAUACCCUCCUCCAACCUCUCCCUCUCAGUGGGAGUGUCUGUGUGCAACUGUAUAUGCCCAAAUUUCUCUCUUUUUACUGCUUUUUGUAUUAUGAUUUGUUUUAU